GCUGAGACACUUUGAUUUCAAAGUUGUUUAAGCGAGAAGUGAAAUACAUUGAAAGGAAAUAAAAUUCUCAGUGCCUUGACUAUUUAUCACUUCAUAAAAUUUUAAAGGUCAAAAAAGAGAAUAAAUAUAGUGAAAAAUAUAUAAGAUCCAUCUGAGCCAUGUGUCCUUCAGGGUGUUAAAACAAAUAUUGCUAGCGAAAAUUUAAAAUUAAAAUUUUUAAUUCCUGCUAAGCAGUAGAUAUCAAAGAAAAGUGCGUGUGAAAUAGUGAGGUACAACUAAAUAAAGUGUUCACAAAAUCAGUGAGAAACUAAGCACAGAUAUUGAAUAAAAAUUACGAAUUUUUAGAAUGAAGCAAAAAUAAACAAUUAAAAACCCAAAACUAAAAAAAGAAUUAGACACCUAUCUUAUGGAAAACUAACUUAAUUACAAUCCUCCAAAAGGAAAUUAAAAUUAACAAAAAAUUGGAUUAAUAAUUUAAAAAUGUAUCUAAGAAAGUCUCUACCUAUAACGGUGUUAUUCACCAUACUAUGCCGCGUCUGCAACGCAACAGCGGAAAUCGCAGAUGCCAAUAGUGAUCAAUAUCAAUUAAUGCAACGUUCAUCAAUCCUCUUCGGCUUGACCGUAAUUAGCCGCCCGGAUAUGGUGAGCCACAACUGUUAUGCUCAACUGCAGGAGUUACAAAAAGCCAUGCUAAGGCAACAGCCGUGGGCUAUGAAAAUGUACGAUGCAUCGGGCACUAAAGCCCCAGGCUUUAUUAUGGGCAACGGACUAUGGCUGGGCAGUCGUGACACCUGCAAUGCAGUUCGGCAGCCAGUCAAUUUGAAAACAUCCAAACAUAUACCGCACAAAAUGAAUCCGAAAAUCAUCACCGACACCGCACCAUUUCCCACAGACUUUCGCGUUGUCUACCUGUGGCACAACUCCACUUGGCAAAUGGAUCCGAUAUUUCCAUACUAUGAGCCACGCAUCAAUGUUGGCCUCUGUUUACCGAGCGCUUGUACAUUACCCGAAAUAGGCCAGAUGAUGGCCAUUUAUGUGGAGGAUGACUUAUUUGUUUCGAAUGAUAUUUACAAUAUGCGCUUGCGCGUUGAAAGCGUUAAGGAUUUGACAUUGCGUACGGGCUUCUUUGCGCGCCCCUCUUCGGCGAUAUUCUUUUCAGCUUGGUUUGUGACGAUUGUGCUGACAUUCGUUGCGUUGGCACGACGCAUGAAACGCAGCAGCGAAGCUGUGGAGGUGGCCGCAAGCGAUGCUAAGUCGCAACAAGAAGCGCAUGCUAAAUUGGCUGGCAAUGGCUAUGUGGAUUGUUUUGAUGUGCAAAACAAUUGGGCGUUGCUUUUCCCAAAGGAUGCGGAUGCAGAUGCGGCGACAGGUGGUAAUGCAGCCUUUCCUGCUGUGAAUGGUUUGCGUUUCUAUGGCGCCAUGGGCGUUAUUUUAUUCCAUUUGCUAUGCAUAACAUACUUGGGUUCGGGCAAUAAGUCGCAGCAUUACAAGUUUACGGGAAAUUUGGGGAAUUUCGAUAUUUUCGUUGAUUUGUUCUUUACAAUGAGUGGCUUUUUACAAACAUAUCACUUCUUUCGAAAUACCAAAACCAUUGAAACCAUUCGCAGGAGCAAUUUGGUGCAAAAUUCAAAAAUGGUGUUCUUAUACUUGGUUCAUCGGCUGAUUAGAUUAGGCCCACUGUACUUACUUGUUAUCUGCCUGGCCGACGCCGGAUCUCUGCUGGUGGAUGAUUUAUCGGUUUUCCAUUUUAGUCAUCGUUUAUAUGAGAAAUGUGAAAUGUAUUGGUGGCGCAAUGCGUUUUUCAUACAAAACCUUUUCAACCACGAAGAUAUGUGUAUGUUCUGGUCAUGGUCCUCAGCGUGUGAUAUGCAAUUCUAUAUAUUCAGCAUAAUUUUGCUCUUCGUUUAUGUGAAAAAUCCAAAAACCGCAAAAAUUCUCACAGCCAUCAUCGCUGCGGCAAACUUGGCUUACACCGCCUACACCGGCAUAACUAUGAAUUAUGAGUAUUCCUUCGAAACCACUUCGGCACUCUUUACCGAAAUGUACAUUAAUCCGCUCUCACGCGUAUUGGCAUAUAUAAUUGGCGGCAUUGCUGGCUGGUAUUUCGUGCAAAACGAACAGAAGCAAUUAUAUGCGGGUUUCUUUCAGCAUCAAUCCUUGCAGGAAUUCCUCGGCUAUUUGGCGAUUGUUUGUUUUUUCACUUGCAAUUUCGCCAAAAUUAGUACGGGCCAUUCGGUGCUCUUCUAUGUUUCAUAUUUGAUAGUGCAACGUUUCGUAUUUGCUUCGAGUGUUUGUUGUCUGAUAUUUGCCAAUGCAGCGGGUAGCGUGAAGUGGUUCUUCAGUGUCUUGGAAAAUCCGGUUUUCAAGAAGUUCAAUCAAAUUACUUAUGCCAUGUUUUUGCUAAAUCCUCUGCCUGUCGUGCUGGUGAUGGGCAUGAGUAAUGAAAGUCUAUAUUCGAGUAUAUUUACGAUGCUCGUGGAGUAUAUUGGCUAUUGCGCAGUUCUUUAUUUCUUCUGCACAAUUUUCACUUUAUUCUUUGAAGUGCCUUAUAAGAAUAUUUCGAAAAUGAUGAUGCAGCGCACCAAAGCGAAGACGAGUUAAAUUAAAUCUAUACUAAUUGAAGCUGUGAUGGAUUAAGAUUUAAGUGUAACUGAAUUUACUGUAACAUUAAAUAGUUUUGUAUAUGUAAAAAGAUUAACAAUUAUAUGAAUAAGAAAUCAUAGAGUAAGAAAAAAGAAAAUAAAAAAUUAAGUGGCAUAAUUGGAAGCUUAAUGAAAGUAUAAAUAAAUUAAUAAACUAAAACGAAAUAUAAAUUCCAAUUGAUAAUUUUGCGACUUGCUGAAGUGAAAUUGUCAUUUCGAUGAAAUUCUUAUGAAAUUUAAUGAAGAAUUAAAAGCAAGUAAAACAAAUGGAUUAAGAAUAUAUACGGAAAUAGAAUCACUAUAAGCAACUCUGAUAACUAAAGCUCAAGUUGAUUUUUAGCUACGAAAAAACUCAGAAAUUAUAUUUUCAUUAUUUUAUUAUUUUUAUGAUUUUAUUUAAAAAAAAAA
This is a messenger RNA of Ceratitis capitata (Mediterranean fruit fly), 3050 nucleotides long. Its product is annotated as nose resistant to fluoxetine protein 6. The record is from RefSeq and is a predicted model, not a curated record. Lineage: Eukaryota; Metazoa; Arthropoda; Insecta; Diptera; Tephritidae. Gene Ontology annotation, molecular function: acyltransferase activity, transferring groups other than amino-acyl groups. The transcript has 6 exons. Bases 481 to 2601 code for a protein of 706 amino acids.